AUGGAAAUUUUGCGGAAGACGCUGACUUGUAUAUUGAUAUUGGGCCUGGUGGUGGUCAUGGCUUCCUCUGAAUUUCAAAGACUUUCGCACAACUCACAAGUGGAGUACCUGUCCUACCUGCAGCACUACCAGCUGACUGUGCCGAUGCAGGUGGACGAGAAUGGGGACUUCCUCAGCUACACUGUGAAACACCACCGGCCCGGUCGCAGGAGACGAACCGCCGACCCAACCAGCACCACCGUCGGCCCAGAGUCAACCGACCACGUCGAACAGGACCCGGCCCAGACCCGAGUCUUCUACAGACUGUCUGCUUACGGAAAGCACUUUCACUUAAACUUGACCCUCAACCCCCAGCUGGUGUCCAAACAUUUCACAGUGGAGUACUGGGGGAGAGAAGGCCUGGAGUGGAGACAUGACAUGGUGGAGAACUGCCACUAUGUAGGAUACCUGCAGGAUCAGUACAGCUCCACCAGAGUAGCACUCAGUAACUGUAAGGGCUUGCACGGUGUUAUUACCACAGAAGAAGAGCAGUAUUUAAUAGAGCCAUUCAAGAAUAUAUCGUCCACCACUUCCAGCCAAUGGGACCAGGGAGAAGGACAGCAGCAUGUUAUUUAUAAAAAGUCUUCCAUUCCCUCGCCACAGCAGCAACCCAACCAACACGAGUUCAGCUGUGGCAUCUCAGACCUCACAAAAAACGCGAGCCCCUGCCAACAUAGCACUCCUUCCCCAACCUCUCCAACCUCCUCUCCCUCGUCCUCUCCCACCCCAGCCCCUGGGUCCAACAGCACCCUGCCCGGGGGGGGCCACAGACAGAGGCGGUCACUCAGCACGGAACGUUUCGUAGAGACCCUGGUGGUAGCUGAUAAGAUGAUGGUUGGUUACCAUGGCCGCAAAGACAUCGAGCAUUACAUCCUGUCUGUGAUGAAUAUUGUUGCCAAACUGUACCGUGAUGCCAGCCUAGGAAACGUUGUGAACAUUAUAGUAACCCGCCUGAUCGUACUGACUGAAGACCAGAAUGUUCAGGGUGUGGAUGUGUUCAGAAGGUUCAGGGUUGUGGAUGUGUUCAGAAUGUUCAGGGUUGUGGAUGUGUUCAGAAUGUUCAGGGUUGUGGAUGUGUUCAGAAGGUUCUGGGUUGUGUUCAGACUGUUCAGAGUUGUGGAUGUGUUCAGAAUGUUCAGGGUUGUGGAUGUGUUCAGACUGUUCAGGGUUGUGGAUGUGUUCAGAAUGUUCUGGGUUGUGGAUGUGUUCAGAAGGUUCUGGGUUGUGUUCAGACUGUUCAGGGUUGUGGAUGUGUUCAGAAUGUUCUGGGUUGUGGAUGUGUUCAGAAGGUUCUGGGUUGUGUUCAGACUGUUCAGAGUUGUGGAUGUGUUCAGAAUGUUCUGGGUUGUGGAUGUGUUCAGACUGUUCAGGGUUGUGGAUGUGUUCAGAAGGUUCUGGGUUGUGUUCAGACUGUUCAGGGUUGUGGAUGUGUUCAGAAGGUUCUGGGUUGUGGAUGUGUUCAGACUGUUCUGGGUUGUGAGUGUGUUCAGACUGUUCAGGGUUGUGGAUGUGUUCAGAAUGUUCAGGGUUGUGGAUGUGUUCAGACUGUUCAGGGUUGUGGAUGUGUUCAGACUGUUCAGGGUUGUGGAUGUGUUCAGACUGUUCAGGGUUGUGGAUGUGUUCAGAAGGUUCUGGGUUGUGUUCAGACUGUUCAGAGUUGUGGAUGUGUUCAGACUGUUCAGGGUUGUGGAUGUGUUCAGACUGUUCAGGGUUGUGGAUGUGUUCAGACUGUUCAGGGUUGUGGAUGUGUUCAGAAUGUUCAGGGCAUGUCCAUCGGGAUCCCGGGAUUUCCGGGUGAAGCAGUGUGCCGACUUCGACAGCAUGCCGUUCCGUGGGAAAUACUACAACUGGAAGCCCUACACUGGAGGUGGUGUGAAGCCAUGUGCUCUGAACUGUCUGGCGGAGGGAUAUAACUUCUACACCGAGCGCUCCCCGGCCGUCAUCGAUGGAACACGCUGCCAGGCCGACUCACUGGACAUCUGCAUCAAUGGAGAGUGCAAGCACGUUGGCUGUGACAACAUCCUGGGUUCGGACGCCAAGGAGGACCGCUGUCGGGUGUGUGGAGGGGACGGCAGCACCUGUGAGGCCACAGAGGGACUGUUCAAUGACUCCCUACCCAGAGGAGGUUACAUGGAGGUUGUUCUGAUACCAAGGGGAUCAGUCCACAUAGAAAUCCAAGAAAUUGCCAUGUCCAAGAACUACAUCGCAUUGAAGUCAGAGGGAGAUGACUACUUCAUCAACGGAGCGUGGACCAUCGACUGGCCCAGGAAGUUUGACAUCGCAGGGACAGCGUUCCACUACAAGAGACCACUUGACGAACCUGAGUCGCUAGAGGCCCUGGGGGCCACCACGGACAACCUAGUCGUCAUGGUUCUUCUCCAGGAGCAGAACAUGGGGAUCCGUUAUAAGUUCAACGUUCCCAUCCAGAGAACAGGAAGUGGGGACAAUGAGGUGGGCUUCUCCUGGCACCAUCUGGCCUGGUCCGACUGCUCCGCCACCUGUGCUGGAGGUUCUCAGAAGCAGGAAGUGCUGUGUAAGCGUCUGGAUGAUAACUCGGUGGUGCAGAACAGCUACUGUGACCCAGACAACAAACCUCCGGAGAACCAGAGGUCCUGCAACACUGAACCGUGCCCCCCGGAGUGGUUUAUCGGGGACUGGUCGGACUGUGGGAAGACGUGUGACGGCGGGAUGCGGACUCGGACGGUUCUGUGCAUCAGGAAGAUGGGGCCUGCCGAGGAGGAGACCCUGGAGGACAGCCACUGUCUGACGCACCGACCAAUAGAACGAGAGGCCUGCAACAACCAGUCCUGCCCCCCUCGGUGGGUCACUCUGGAUUGGUCAGAGUGUACGCCCAAAUGUGGCCCUGGGUUCAAGCACCGCAUUGUGCUGUGUAAGAGCAACGACCUGACCAAGACCUUCCCCCCCGCCCACUGUCCCUCCCACAAUAAGCCCCCCGUCAGGAUCCGCUGUAGUCUGGGACGCUGUCCGCCACCUAGAUGGAUCCCAGGGGAAUGGGGACAGUGCUCAGCGCAGUGUGGGCUGGGCCAGCAGAUGCGGACGGUGCAGUGUCUCUCCUACACGGGCCAGCCCUCCAGUGACUGUACCGAGGGCCUCAGACCCACUGCCAUGCAGCAGUGUGAGAGCAAGUGUGACGCCAUGCCCAUCGCCAACGGUGACGAAUGCAAAGACGUAAACAAAGUGGCAUAUUGCCCACUGGUGCUGAAGUUCAAGUUCUGUGGCCGUGCGUACUUCAGACAGAUGUGCUGCAAGACGUGCCAAGGACGCUGACCCACUGAGAGAGAGAACGAGAGGAAGACAGAGAGGAAGAGAAGGAGCUGGAGGGGAACGAGAGAGACAGACAACGGGAAGAGUGAAAGAAACGCAAGACCAGUAGAAGAGGAGGAGGAACGAGGAUUAGGAGACACUGGGACGAGAGAAGAAAAUAGGGAUUUUGCCCGUUUGUUACACCUGCUACCCCCUCAAACUCCCCCCCCCCACACCCCAUCAUCACCGUGGAAACCUAACCACUGCUCAGCAGACACGCUGACACAGACGUUUAUUGCUGUCACUUCUGUGAAGUGGGAACCUUAGAGGACUACUGUUACUGAUGUUAUUUUUAUUAUAAUAAUAAUAAUUAAUAUUAUUUUUAUUAUUUCAUUGUCGUCUGAUUGUUGUCGUUGUUCGUUGUUGUUGUUGUUUGAAUCCAACGUGCUGGACACAUCACACAUAGAGCAGAAGCACCGCAGGGAUGUAGGGAGUAGCCACUGGAAGGAGAGGAAAGGAGAGGAGGAAGGAGUGUAGCUUAGAAAUGGAGGUGGGCGUCGUAAUGGUGCUAUACGGACAGACAGACAGACUGUUGCUCCGGUGCACUAGCGUGCGUGAAUAUCCCAUAAAUUACACCUAGACACUCCCACAUCACCAAACCCAUCAGUACUGUAAUGAACUCCUGUUCAAGACGCCAUCGCCCGUGGUGUCCUUCAAGCGUUUUGUGUUAAAUCUGUCUGUGACUAUGCCACGUGUUGUCAGUGGAGUCCUGGGGGGCGAUGAGAUGACAGAGUGCAUGUUUCUAAAAAUGUUCUGUGCUGGAACCAGAAAACGAGGUGCUUUGUCUGGAGUUAUUGCUACUUCCGUGUUAUCAGAGGAGCUGAACACAAGGUCAGGGGGUGCUACGGUCAGAUCAUUCUUUUGUUGUAUGUCUGCGUCUCUCCUUUUCUGUUCUCGAAAGGAGGGGUGCCUUCGUCUCAAACAACACUCACGUUGUGCCAGAACCUUUAAGAAGGAGGCCCAUUGUUGAUGCAAAAUAAUGGAUUUGUGAAAAGUCCCUAAUAUUGCAAACCGCACCGUUUGUCAUUGAAGUAAGUACUGAACUGGCUUUGAAGUACCUUAUCGUUAUUAUCAUUAUCGUUAUUAUCAUGUAGUUAUUAUCAUGUAGUGGUUAUACUCCACCUCCAAAUAGCCUCAUCAAAAUGCAUUGGAGAUAGUUACUAUUCGUGAACUAUGCUGUAAUCAAAGCCGGAGGACCUCUGUAUCAGCUCUAUAACAGUGUAUGUGUAGUGCCGAGGUUUCAUCAGCGUGGGAAGAACGCACAGCCUCUUCAGCACUGUGACUGGAGUUAAGUGAAGGGCCAGUACUCGCACACACACACUCGCACACACACGUCCCUCCCAGCAGACCACGACGUGUUGCCAGACCACGCAGAUCCGGUCUGCCUCAGACAGACUACCUCCAGAUACUGUCACCCCCCUCCUCUUUGCUCCCCACCUCCAUUCUUCAAAGAGAGUACAAAAAGCAAAUAACAGAAUAUUAUGCAACACAGUGGUGCUUUUUUUAAAUUCUUUUUUUAAAUUCCGGUGGAAUACUGUUUGUUUCCGUUGCCGCCUCCUCGUUUCCUCUUCCUCUUCAAGUGGGAGGCCUUUCCUGGCUUCACCCUGUCCUCCCCCAGGCUCUUCUCCCUGGCUCUUCUCCCUGGCU
This is a messenger RNA of Salvelinus namaycush (lake trout), 5010 nucleotides long. RefSeq names its product A disintegrin and metalloproteinase with thrombospondin motifs 6-like. Gene Ontology annotation, biological process: extracellular matrix organization. The transcript is spliced from 17 exons. The record is from RefSeq and is a predicted model, not a curated record. Lineage: Eukaryota; Metazoa; Chordata; Actinopteri; Salmoniformes; Salmonidae. Gene Ontology annotation, molecular function: metalloendopeptidase activity. The coding region runs from base 1 to 3327 and encodes 1108 amino acids. Gene Ontology annotation, cellular component: extracellular matrix.